GGAAAAGUCGUCUUUCUUCUCUGGAGGGCGAACGUUGACAGCACCGACCUCCCGGACCUGGUAACAUGGCAAAAGAUGCCGGUCUAAUUGAAGCCAAUGGAGAGCUAAAGGUCUUCAUAGACCAGAACCUUAGUCCUGGAAAAGGUGUGGUGUCCCUUGUGGCUGUCCACCCAUCCACAGUGAACACGCUGGGGAAGCAGCUCUUGCCAAAAACCUUUGGACAGUCCAAUGUCAACGUCGCCCAGCAAGUGGUAAUUGGUACGCCUCAGAGACCUGCAGCGUCAAACACUAUCGUGGUAGGAAGCCCACACACCCCCAACACUCACUUUGUCUCUCAGAACCAGCCUUCCGACUCCUCACCUUGGUCUGCCGGGAAACGCAACAGGAAAGGAGAGAAGAACGGCAAAGGCCUGCGGCAUUUCUCCAUGAAGGUGUGCGAGAAGGUGCAGAGGAAAGGGACCACGUCCUACAACGAAGUGGCAGACGAGCUGGUCGCGGAGUUCAGUGCUGCCGAUAACCACAUUCUACCAAAUGAAUCAGCUUACGACCAGAAGAACAUAAGGCGGCGAGUGUACGAUGCCUUAAACGUGCUGAUGGCCAUGAACAUCAUCUCCAAGGAGAAGAAGGAAAUCAAGUGGAUUGGUCUGCCCACCAACUCGGCUCAGGAAUGUCAGAAUUUAGAGGUGGAGAGACAGAGAAGACUUGAAAGAAUAAAGCAGAAACAGUCUCAACUUCAAGAACUUAUUCUACAGCAAAUUGCCUUUAAGAACCUGGUGCAGAGAAACCGCCAGGCAGAACAUCAGGCUAGCCGGCCGCCCCCGCCCAACUCUGUCAUCCACCUGCCUUUCAUCAUUGUCAAUACCAGCAAGAAGACUGUCAUCGACUGCAGCAUUUCUAAUGACAAAUUUGAGUAUCUGUUUAAUUUUGACAACACGUUUGAAAUCCAUGAUGACAUAGAAGUGCUAAAGCGGAUGGGGAUGGCUUGUGGGCUGGAAUCAGGGAGCUGCUCUGCCGAAGACCUUAAAAUGGCAAGAAGUUUGGUACCAAAAGCUCUGGAACCAUAUGUGACAGAAAUGGCUCAGGGAUCCAUCGGUGGUGUGUUUGUCACGACAGCAGGUUCCACGUCCAACGGCACAAGGCUUUCUACCAGUGACUUGACCAAUGGUGCAGACGGGAUGCUGGCCACCAGCUCCAAUGGGUCUCAGUACAGCGGCUCCAGGGUGGAGACCCCCGUGUCCUACGUUGGGGAAGAUGACGAUGAGGAUGACGACUUCAACGAGAAUGAUGAGGAGGACUGACUGUCUGCUGUAGACCCCUCUCCCCAUUCAGAUUCAGCUUCAGGAAAAAGUCGUUUAGGGAAGAGAAACUUUUUUUUAACGUGAGGUUUUCUGUUUCUUUUUGGCCUCCUCCCGAGGAGAUAUUGGUAAGCUAUUGAAUUUAGAUAUGCACCUCCGAUAAGCAAGGAUUGUCUUUCCUAGGAUUUAAGACAUGCUGUGGAUGUGUGUUGGUACCAGUGUGCUGAUGCAGAGCCUUUAUUUCCUUUUUAGGAUUCGUGUUUUCAUUUUCUAUUUUUUAUUUUUAAUUCAGAAGGGUGUUUUUUGCCCCUUAACAAUUCUUGCUGAGUUUGCUGAAGAAGUUGUACUUCAUCCACGUCAAUGAAAAUAAAACGCUAUCCUGUUGUGGACAAUGAACACCGAAUGCCCUUUAUUUUCAGUCUGUUUGAAUGGCGCCACAUGCUGGCAAAUAACAAGACUCCGUGAUGAGUUUUCCAUCUGUUACAUCUUGCAGUAGUGUCCAAAGAACCAAGCAAAUAGCAAAGCUCCACUUUAUGAACAUUAAGCGCCAUAAAUUUAAUAUGACUUUAAUUCCCCUUAAAUUAUAUUGACUAUUGUGAUUCCAUCAAGUCUAUACACUUUCUCUAUCUAUUGCAGCAACAAAUUGCGAAGUGCUUUUUUUGUUUGUUUUUGUUUUGUUCGGUAAAAGUUUACUGCCACGCUGGUGCAGCUAUGGAAACUGAAAGGCUUGGAAUGGUUUAUUGCUUAUGGUAAAAUUUGCCUGAUUUCUUACAGGCAGUGUUUGGAAACUUUUUAUUAUAUAGUUGUUUACAUACUUAUAAGUCUAUCAUUUAAAGACAUGUACUGAAACAAAUGUAUUUGUUUCGUAAACAUCUUCCUGUAAUCUAUUAUAAAGUUGAAAUUAAAUAGAGAGAAUGUUUUAACAGUUUUUUAACUCAAAAUUUGUCAAUCAUUUUUAAUAGUUCUUUUUUUAUAAAAAGAAAAAGGAAUUUAAGGACAGGCAGUAGUCUCUUUUAAAAUUUAUUCACAAGAAACCAUUAACUGCACAGUUGCUGUUAGCUGCCUGUUCUAAAACGAUAGUCUUUUUAUUGAAACACAAAGAAGCUUUUCUGUAAUAUUUUAUGGACUAUAAAGAGACUUUAAUUGUUUGACUUGUUUAACUUGGCACUGUUAGUUUUUAUUAAUAAAACGCGCAUGGGCAUUUUAAACAA
This is a messenger RNA of Galeopterus variegatus (Sunda flying lemur), 2506 nucleotides long. It is a transcript of the gene TFDP1, whose product is annotated as transcription factor Dp-1. Lineage: Eukaryota; Metazoa; Chordata; Mammalia; Dermoptera; Cynocephalidae. Gene Ontology annotation, cellular component: transcription regulator complex; nucleus. The record is from RefSeq and is a predicted model, not a curated record. Bases 66 to 1298 code for a protein of 410 amino acids. Gene Ontology annotation, biological process: regulation of cell cycle; regulation of transcription by RNA polymerase II. Gene Ontology annotation, molecular function: RNA polymerase II transcription regulatory region sequence-specific DNA binding; DNA-binding transcription factor activity, RNA polymerase II-specific. The transcript has 11 exons.